This is a messenger RNA of Pestalotiopsis fici W106-1, 933 nucleotides long. RefSeq lists its product as uncharacterized. The coding region runs from base 1 to 933 and encodes 310 amino acids. The transcript has a single exon. The record is from RefSeq and is a predicted model, not a curated record. NCBI's taxonomy places the organism in Eukaryota, Fungi, Ascomycota, Sordariomycetes, Amphisphaeriales, Sporocadaceae. Gene Ontology annotation, biological process: regulation of transcription by RNA polymerase II. Gene Ontology annotation, molecular function: DNA-binding transcription factor activity, RNA polymerase II-specific.
AUGGAGCUCCUCCACCACUUCACCACCUCGACGUGUCUUACCAUUUCCACGGACCCCAUUAUCCGCAACUUCAUGCGGGUAAACUUGCCUCCUAUUGGCUUCUCACACCCUUAUGUCCUUUACGGCACGCUGGCUCUGGCCGCACUUCAUCUAGCCCGGUUCAGGCCAGAGCUGAAGGAAUAUUACAUUGCGCAGGCAGAGACUCGCCACGCGACUGCUGCUUCCAUGGCCACGACUAUCCUGUCCGAUAUCAGCUCCAGCUCCGCGGAUCGGGGGCCUAUUUUUCUUUUCAGUACCUUGACAUCUUAUAUCGCCUUUGCAAGCCCCAAGGAACCUAGUCAUCUCAUCUCCUCCACGCACGCGGCCAUGCCCAAUUGGCUUUCUCUGUUUCGCGGCAUACGUACUGUGAUUGAGCUCCAAGAUAUUGGUACAGACUUUCAAUCACUUUCCUGCCUGUUUCAGGCAGGCCAGGAAGUCAAGGAAAUAUGGGAUUCGCAAAUCGUAGAACACGGUGCCUUGAAAGAACUCGAACACUCCAUCAAAACGAGUACCACAAAAGACGAACAGACCAUGCUGCUGCUAAAUGAAGCCAUUGACGGCCUUAAGCGCGCCUUUUCCCUCUUUUAUGGUCGAGAACUUAGCAGCGACAAAAAAGCCAGUGUUGCAUUCAUUUGGAUGUAUAGGAUACCGGAAGGUUUCCUGGCCUUACUCCGUCAACGAGACACUGAGGCACUGUGUGUCUUGGCCUUCUUCUGUGUGCUGCUUAAUAAGUUGGAACACAAUUGGUGGAUCGAUGGUUGGGCGGUACACUUGAUGGAACGUAUAUAUGCUGCUAUUGAUGAUUUGCACAGGCUAUGGAUACGAUGGCCCAUUGAGGAACUCGGCUGGAUACCAAGACCCCUGAUGAGCUCCCAAGUAGCGACACCGACAUGA